Micropterus salmoides (largemouth bass) is the source of this 3877-nucleotide messenger RNA. It is a transcript of the gene usp44, whose product is annotated as ubiquitin specific peptidase 44. Bases 268 to 2499 code for a protein of 743 amino acids. The transcript has 6 exons. Gene Ontology annotation, cellular component: cytoplasm. Gene Ontology annotation, molecular function: zinc ion binding; cysteine-type deubiquitinase activity. The record is from RefSeq and is a predicted model, not a curated record. Lineage: Eukaryota; Metazoa; Chordata; Actinopteri; Centrarchiformes; Centrarchidae. Gene Ontology annotation, biological process: protein deubiquitination.
ACAACAACAACGUCACGUAACGAGGACGCGCUCGAGCCAACACCACGCGACAGGGACUGACAAGAUGGCGAACACUUUAGAAACAGAGGAGUUUCUGCCGUGAAGGAGAGGCUCGACACCACCAUGCCCUGGCAGGGUCCCAUUUCUCAGCUCACCAUGGUGAUAUGAAGCCAGUGUGAAUUGUUGACACACACACACACAGACUCGCACACAGACGGUCAGUUAUUGACUGACACAGCCAGCCAUCUCGGCAGGCAGGCGUGUGUAAUGGACAGGUGUAAGCAUGUGGGGCGGCUGCGGCUGGCCCCAGACCACUCCAUCCUCAAUCCCCAGAAGUGGCACUGCGUGGACUGCAACACCACAGAGUCCAUGUGGGCCUGCCUGGGCUGUGCUCAUGUGGCAUGCGGGCGUUACAUCGAGGAACAUGCUCUGCAGCACUUCCAGCAGCAGCACCACCCGUUGGCUAUGGAGGUUAAUGAACUUUACGUUUUUUGUUACUUGUGUGACGACUAUGUCCUGAAUGAUAACGCCACAGGAGACUUAAAGCUGCUUCGUAGUACACUCAGCGCCAUUCAGAGCCAGCGCUAUGAGGUUACCACCCGCAGUGGGCGCACCCUCCGCUCUGCUAGCGUUGCCCCGGACUCUGUCAUGCCAUCCGGUGCACGCGAGCUGCAGCUAAGGGACGAGGAUAGGAUGUUUACUGCACUCUGGCACCGCCGCAGGGCACUUAUGGGACGUGUCUUCCGCUUCUGGUUUGGACUGACUGAAUGCGGAAGGAAGAGGGAGGAAGAAGAGAGAAAGAAAGAGGAGGAGGAAGAGCAGAAAAGGGAGGCAAGGGAGAGGAGGCGGGCUCUAAAGAGGCAGCUAAAGGAGGAGCUGGAGAAUGCCCCUCUCAGGAAGAGUCGCCGGUUACGUUGGAAGAGCCAAAGAGUUGCAGAUGUGGCGGUCACAACACCAUCGCGGAGGACACGCAACAAGACUAAAACCCCUGUGCCGCCGUCUCUUACCCGCAGGCCAAGGACUCGUAGCCCUGACGCUGCUGUCCCCAAGAAAUCUGGACGGACGAAAAAGGUCCAACCAACUCCCAAACCCCAAAGCCGUUCUUCUACCACCAAAUCUAAACCCAAAACGUCCUCAGCGACCCCCCGUUCUUCACAAACACCUGCUUGUCGCAAGCAGAGUAAUAAACAGGGUGGCUCACCCUUCAAACGGCGUCCCACAGUCACUCCUGGGGUAACGGGCCUGAGGAAUUUAGGAAACACCUGUUAUAUGAACUCCAUCCUACAGGUGCUGAGCCACCUGCAUGUCUUCAGGGAGUGCUUUCUGCGCCUGGAUCUGACCCAGGCACUGGAGCUUCUGGCAUCUGCCGUCCAUGGCCAACUGGCUGGAAAGGCCUCGUCCCAGUUCCCCCUGACCCAAAGGAAGGUAUUUCAGGCCAGCUCAGGCUCUGGGGCGGGGCUGAGCGGCGGAGCCUCACGGACUCGCAGCAUGGAACUAAUACAACCCAAAGAGCCCAGCUCAAAACACAUAUCUCUCUGCCACGAGCUGCACACCUUGUUCCAGGUUAUGUGGUCUGGCAAGUGGGCGCUGGUAUCGCCUUUUGCCAUGCUUCACUCGGUGUGGCAGCUGAUCCCGGCGUUCAGGGGAUACGCUCAGCAGGAUGCUCAGGAGUUCCUGUGUGAGCUGCUGGACAAAGUGCAGCACGAACUGGAGAGCACUGGCAAGCACACAACCACUGCAGGAGUCCCACAGAAACGACUCAUCAAGCAGGUGCUUAGUGUGGUCAACACCAUCUUUCAUGGCCAGCUCCUCAGCCAGGUGACGUGUCUGGCCUGCGACCAUCGCUCCAACACUGUGGAGCCUUUCUGGGAUCUGUCUCUGGAGUUCCCUGAGCGGUAUCACAGUAAUAGCAGAGAGUCGGCAGCUCAGGCUUCGUGCCAUUUGACAGAAAUGCUGGCCAAGUUCACAGAGACUGAAGCACUGGAGGGAAACAUCUACGCCUGUGACCACUGUAACUCUGCUCGACGAAGGACCUCCUCCAAACCAGUCCUCCUGACCGAAGCACAAAAACAGCUGAUGGUCCACAAACUGCCUCAGGUCCUGCGGCUUCACCUAAAACGCUUCAGGUGGUCUGGGCGAAACCACCGGGAGAAGAUCGGAGUCCACGUGAGCUUCGACCAGCUUCUUGACAUGGAGCCCUACUGCCAAGAGCCCUCACCCAAAGUUGUGCCAUGCUCCAGUCCCAGCAGCCCCAGCUCUGCAGGCUCACCGCGCCCCAAGCACUUCCUCUACGACCUCUCUGCUGUGGUGAUGCAUCAUGGGAAGGGCUUCGGUUCUGGCCACUACACCUCCUACUGCUAUAACACAGAAGGAGGCUUCUGGGUUCACUGUAAUGACUCUAAGAUGAAUGUGUGUUCGGUGGAGGAGGUCUGCCGUGCUCAGGCCUACAUCCUCUUCUACACACAGCGAGUAACUCAGGACAAAGACCGGCCACUAUAGGACCACAAUCCCCUGAACAACCUCCUCCUCAGCUGCAGCCUGACCACUCAGUAAGAAGAUAUCCGCACAGCCCCACCUAUCACUCUUUCUCUCUCUCUUUGGGAGGAUGGGUCUUUUAGUCUAUUUUUCUAAAUAAGAAAAAAAAAAAAAAAAAAGAGAGGAAGGACUCCUUUUUAAAACCUGGUUCUGCUUUGUGAACUUCUUGUAUAUGGUGUUUAUAUGUAGGUAUUUUUUAAAAGAAUGGGAUUUGUGUACAGUUGUAUUUUAUAAAGAAAAAGAGUAUCAGCCAAGAUGUGUCUCCGUAGCAGCCAACAGACUUGCCCAGGCCAGGACACGACUACAACUGUCCUCUACAGGUGUAUUCAAGGUGUCUGCCGACCUGCGUGUGGUGGCGUGUUGAUUGUAAAUGCUGUAAAUCAACUGAAAUGUUUCUCAGUCACUUUAGAUAGUCGUCACAGAACUGGAUGUAGGCUUUUACAAUGUCAUUCACUCACUAGAACUGGCCUCCCUGUGUUCUAGGCAGGUAAAGUGUUGAUUUUAACGAAGACGGCCACUUAACUGUGAGAAAUGCGCACAUUUUCCUGCAGAACAGGUUGUGACCUCUGUUUUUAACUCUGUGUUGGUUCUUCGCUAAAGAUCUGUACACAAAGCAGAGCAGGAAGUUUAUUUUUCACUCUGAAGUCUGUCAGGAAAAAUUGGCAGACCUCGAGCCAAAGCCUUGGGGGGGAGGGUAUGGAAAAACCUCUCAGUAUUUCCCCUUUCACUUAGUUUUUGUUGGUUUUUUGGCUAAAUGCUGCCACCUCUUUACUCCAGAAUGUCAUUGUGUUCAGAGCGUGAACCAUCCCAACCAUUCGUAUUAAGUGUACUAUAAAAGUGCCCUUUUUAGCAACAUGGACUCUGCACAGCUGCAGUUCCACCCAGACCAGCAUUUAGAUUACGAAUGUAUUUUUAUAUACAAUCCUCUUCAGAGGUUUUAGAAAAGAGGCCAUUGACUGUUUUUUAAAGUUUUUAUACAACCGCUGAUUGUUCAACCAACACCAGCAUUUACGACAGAUUUCACUGUUAUCCCACCAUUAAGUAGGUAUGUGUACAUACUGUGUUUAAUUUAUCAUCUGUUCAAUACAAUAUCCCGAUUUAACAGGGUUUCUGCAGUGUAUACAGAUUGUAAUAUUUAUCUCCAUACUGGAGAAAAUUGUAAAAAAAAAGGUAUUCUCCACCUCAGUCGUGUUCCCACCAUCAGACGGGAAUUCAAAGCACACUUCAUUUUGUUUGACACGUUGGCAUUUUGGUUACUACUUUGUGUGUGUACAUUUUUUAAAGUUAUACUAUGCAAAUUGUUACCUCAAUUUUUUCUAGAGAAAAUUACCUCAAUAAAUGA